AUGGAAAGAGUCCGCGUUGGCGACAUCGGUCCCAAGUUUGGUUUCAACUCUAGCGACAAUGGAUUCCUACUUUUCAACAAUUACAGAAUCCCUAGGAAGAACAUGCUAAUGCGAUAUUCAAAGGUUGAAAAAGACGGAACGUUCGUGGCACCAAAACAUUCAAAAUCUGGCGAAGUCCAAAUUUUGGAUUACCAAACUCAACAAUUUCGUCUGUUUCCGCAACUAGCACGUGCAUUUGCAUUCAUGUUCGCAGCUUAUGAAAUCCGCGAUCUUUAUAUGAAGAAAAAUCUUGACCGCUUGCCAAACCAGAAACCUUUAGUCGGUGGAUGCACUUACGAGGGAGAAAAUAUAGUAAUGCUGCUUCAAGUUGCUAGGUUCCUGAUGAAAGCUGCCGAAGAGGUUCGAAGGGGUAGUGCCAAGCUGGCAGCUAUAUGCGACUAUAUCGGUAAACAAGGCUCCAGGCAUUCUUCCUUAAAAUCUUGGGAUAAAUACUCUGAUGAAGAGAUAAUACAUGAUUUUGAGCAUGUAGCAAGGAACCAGGUAUUCCGGGCUUAUGAUGUUUUGAAACGACAUCAGCGAGAAUCCACAUUAGAAGAAGGCUGGAAUCGUGCUUCCAUAGAAUUAUGCAAAGCUUCAAGGGUCAGAUAUUUAUGA
Molecule: messenger RNA, 654 nt
Organism: Cylicostephanus goldi
Lineage: Eukaryota; Metazoa; Nematoda; Chromadorea; Rhabditida; Strongylidae
Source: the annotation of a GenBank genome assembly